Hevea brasiliensis (rubber tree) is the source of this 749-nucleotide messenger RNA. RefSeq names its product V-type proton ATPase subunit F. Gene Ontology annotation, cellular component: membrane; proton-transporting V-type ATPase, V1 domain. NCBI's taxonomy places the organism in Eukaryota, Viridiplantae, Streptophyta, Magnoliopsida, Malpighiales, Euphorbiaceae. The transcript has 5 exons. Bases 109 to 501 code for a protein of 130 amino acids. Gene Ontology annotation, biological process: proton transmembrane transport. Gene Ontology annotation, molecular function: proton-transporting ATPase activity, rotational mechanism. The record is from RefSeq and is a predicted model, not a curated record.
AAAAUUUCUGUCUCUCUCUGUGCCUUUCUCAACUGGAGAAGAUUUCUGUUCUGUGUGUUAUCUGAUCACAUUGCCUUCCUAAGGAUCGAAGUUACAUCUUCAUCAUAAAUGGCUAACAGAGCUCAAAUCCCAACUAGCAACUCUGCACUUAUUGCAAUGAUUGCAGAUGAGGACUCAGUAGUUGGAUUUUUGCUUGCUGGAGUUGGUAAUGUUGACCUGAGACGGAAGUCAAAUUACCUCCUUGUGGACUCAAAAACAACUGUGAAACAAAUUGAAGAUGCAUUUAAGGAUUUCACAACAAGGGAGGAUAUUGCUAUAGUGCUGAUUAGUCAAUAUGUCGCAAAUAUGAUAAGGUUUUUGGUAGAUAGCUAUAACAAGCCAGUUCCAGCAAUUCUGGAAAUACCUUCAAAGGACCAUCCUUAUGAUCCUGCACAAGAUUCAGUUCUUUCGCGAGUGAAACACCUCUACUCAGCUGAGUCAGUAGCAUCUGGAAGGCGCUAAGCACAUACACUGGGUUGAUACGUAUGUGUAUGCCAAGUAUUAUCCACCUCUCAACCCUGUAUUGUGGAUUAAAUCUUAUUUAUUUAUACCUUUUAAAAUUGCUUCUGUUCUAGUUCUAUCUCUUUAGUCCAUUUUUUACUGCAAUUUGGAAGUAUCUUUUGGGCAAUACACUUAAUUUGAAUACAUGAUACUACAAAGUGAAUUGCAAUAGCUUUGAUUUUACUGAAAAGUCAUUCAUGUUUGUGAUA